This is a messenger RNA of Radiomyces spectabilis, 820 nucleotides long. RefSeq names its product NAD(P)H:quinone oxidoreductase, type IV. The transcript has 5 exons. Lineage: Eukaryota; Fungi; Mucoromycota; Mucoromycetes; Mucorales; Radiomycetaceae. The record is from RefSeq and is a predicted model, not a curated record. Gene Ontology annotation, molecular function: NAD(P)H dehydrogenase (quinone) activity; FMN binding. The coding region runs from base 1 to 627 and encodes 208 amino acids.
AUGUCUGCCGGCAAAGUCUACAUCGUCAGCUAUUCCGUCUAUCAUCACGUCCAUAAACUCGCUCUUGAGAUCCAAAAGGGCCUCCGAUCGACAGGUGUCACCACCAAAAUGUUCCAAGUCCAGGAAACCUUAUCAGAUGAUGUUCUCAAAAUGAUCAAGGCGCCACCUAAGCCUGAUAUUCCUGUCAUCAAACCCGAACAACUGGCCGAAGCCGAUGGUAUCUUGUUUGGUAUGCCCACAAGAUUUGGCACCAUGCCAGCACAGAUGAAAGGCCUCUUGGAUGGCACGGGAGGGCUUUGGGCCAAAGGCACACUCCACAGCAAAUUUGCAGGCACCUUUUUCAGUACGGCGUCGCAGCAUGGCGGUCAAGAAACCACUGCUCUCACUACCGUUACUUAUUUUGCUCAUCAUGGUAUGAUGUAUGUUCCCUUGGGUUUCACCCAUCCCAAUCUUUCCGACAACAGCGAAUUGAUUGGUGGUUCGGCCUACGGUGCAGGCACCAUCGCCAAUGGGGAUGGAUCAAGACAACCCACAGCCAAAGAACUUGAAAUCGCGUAUUCUCAAGGGGCUCACUUUGGCGACGUCGUUAGCGCGUACCUUCGUGGAAAGCAAGCCAAGCCCAACUAGAUGGACCAAUACCGUUGCAGAUUUGCUAUGUAGAUGAUGACCGCUUUCAACCGGUGUUUUCUGUAUCAAUAAUAAACUAAAACUUUCCAUGAUGCACAUCCACAGUUCGUGUCUUUUUGUAAUUUCAAAAAGUGUUUGCCUUAAGCAGGGAUGAGAUCGCCUACCCGCAAUACAUCCAUUAUCAUGAUUGAGA